CACUUUCUACUUAAACCUCACUUUGCACCACAGCACUCGACGCAUUUUCUGCAGGAAAUCUUUUGUAGUUUGGCAUCAUUAUUACAUGCAUUAUUAUUUCGGCACCAGCAUGAAUCUAUGGUAGACUGUGAUCUAUCAUCACAGUCUACCAGAAGGACACGUUGGAUACAUUGAUUAAUGCAAUUACUUUAUGUGUUUAACAAAUGAACCACGAUCCUUUAAACAAUGUGCCUUGCACAAGCAGAGACGUCAUUUCGAAUGGUGGCGGACUUGAACUACAGAGCGGGGCUGUAGAAGACACUUCAGUACACACUAGUGCACAUAGGAACGACGCCUGGAAAUCAGAGCAACUAUGAAUGCGGAACUGAAACCUACGCGAAUAUAGACUUCGCCAAAUAUAAACCGAAACUAAAAUAUGUAGUGGGAAGAUGCAGUAACAAAGCCUGCACUCUACAUAACUUUUAGGGAACAUGGACGAGAUAAGACCGCUGUUGGACAACUCGCCAGCAGAGGGCGCUGAUGUUCCACAUCUGAACCUGAGGCCGAGGCACCAGGAGUUGAUCCCGACACCAUGCGGCCCGAUCAAGCCCUGGGCGGAGCUGAGCCGAGCGGUGCAGCUGUACUUCUGCUUCACGCUGGCCUCCAUGUGCGUGCUGCUGGGCCUCAAUCUGGCCAGCUUCUGCGGACAGUACGACGCCCUCCUGGAGCAAGACUUGGGCGUCUCCCUCAUCCAGCUGGUGGGAAUCUUGUUCUGCGUGUACUACGUGGUGCGGGGCGUACUGCAGGAGAACAGACAGGAGCUGUGUGCCUUCCUACUGAGCGUGCUCACUCUGGUCCUCCGCUCAGUGCUCAACUACAUUCUCCUGCCGCACCAGGAGCAGCAGAAGCUAAUGUUGAGGUUUGUGUGCAUACUGUGUGUGGGCGUGGUCCACGUCGUCUGCACCUGCCUCCUCAUCGGCGCGGCUGAUAGGAUGGCCUUUCGCGUGGGCGGGGCCUUGGAGAGCGUCCAAGAGCGGUACUUCCUGCUAAACCUGUGCUUCUCCAUGGUGACCUUUGACCUGCAAGCUCAGCUGUGCUUGUGUAUCUUGAUGAUAUCGGGGAGCGAAGCCACGAACCUCAGGGACAGCAUUCUGAUCGGCUGCGCCUGCAUCUUCUGGUCAUGUCUCACUACUGUAGUCGGCGGUGUUGCUCUUUUGAAAAAAGCCCGAGUCUUGGUUUUGGUAUUCCUCCUCCUGAACAUUCCAGAAGUGGUGUUUUUCAUCUAUCUCAUGUUCACGGUCAUCAGCAGGUGGCCGGCAGACGGCCCCCACACGCUGGAGGCUGCCAGCGUGGUGGGGGCCCUGCUCUCCGUGGGGAUCAAGAUGGCGCUCCUGGGGGCACUCGGCCGUCUGGACAAGCACUUCCGUCAGGGCCUGUGGGGCGCGGAGCCUAUAGCUGCCGGCUGAAGCAUUAGUUACAAAUAUACAUAUUUUUUCCAUCAUUUUCCUAUUAAGUACAUAUCUAUAUAUAUACACCUGUAUCGAUAUAUCUCUAUAUAUAUAUAUAUAUAUUUGAUAUACAUGUGCACUUUUGUGGCUAAUAUUUUGCCUAACGUUUUUCUUCCCCGGACUUCAGCCUACUGAAGUUUCCGAGGUUCAAGGAGAUGGUCUCUAGAUAGCCCCGGUGUUUAAACCAACCAACCUGUACUAUGUCCGGUCACUGCCCUGCGCCGUCCACUACGCACUCAGACAAGCCGCUCUGUGCUCUCCGGUUUGCCUUGUGUGUCGGCUGUUACUACUGACGACUGUCAUCCAAAGCCAUGUACAGAGCACUUUUAGAAAUGGAGAUACAGGCCAUCCAUGAGCAGGUGGCUAAAGCAUCUUACUAAAAAGGACAUUGGGAUUAAAAUUCAGUUCCUUUAAUGUACAGUAUUAAUUGACCGUGUCCUUUGUAACCCGUUAACUGACCAUCACCAUGGAAACCUGUUUACUGACCGUCUCCAUGGAAACCUGUUAACUGACCGUCUCCAUUGUAACCUGUUAACUGACCAUCACUAUGAAUAACCAGUUUUUGACCGUCUCCAUGGAAACCUGUUGACUGACCGUCUCCAUGGAAACCUGUUUACUGACUGUCUCCCUCCCCUUCCCCCCGAGCUAGAGCUGACCAGAGACACCUCUUCAUCAGGAGGGGGUGGUGAAAGUCAAACAAAGUGUUACGUGCAAUAGUAGCUGCUGCUUGCGUUGACAACUGGUGUUUCUUGUGCAGGACGCAUCGAGAUGAAAAUUUACAAUUGUAUUAAAAUACCUUUUUCUUGUCAUGACUUUUUUUGGUAUAUUUUUUUGAAACACUGUUAUGGAAUUAGCACAAACUUUAGUUAUUUUUACUUCAGCAAUCUCGAAGAUUUUCAUUGUGGAUGCAUGUUAAGUUACCAACUAUUGCCAAAUAAAGUCCCUUCACCAAAGGGAUAGCCAGAGAGAACGUAACGGAAAUCUUCGAGAUUUCCAAUUUAACUUUAUGUUUUAAUUUAAACAAAAACGACUUUAAUCAGAAGAUUAUUAAUGUUCUGCAAAUUGGAAUCAAUAAUAAUGUAACGAAUUUUGUUUACAACAUUUAAGCAAAAGUGUACAAUGAAACACAUACAUACAUUUCCAUGUU
Messenger RNA from Gadus chalcogrammus (walleye pollock), 2634 nucleotides. RefSeq lists its product as uncharacterized. The record is from RefSeq and is a predicted model, not a curated record. NCBI's taxonomy places the organism in Eukaryota, Metazoa, Chordata, Actinopteri, Gadiformes, Gadidae. The coding region runs from base 471 to 1445 and encodes 324 amino acids. The transcript has 8 exons.